Phoenix dactylifera (date palm) is the source of this 1102-nucleotide messenger RNA. The record is from RefSeq and is a predicted model, not a curated record. NCBI's taxonomy places the organism in Eukaryota, Viridiplantae, Streptophyta, Magnoliopsida, Arecales, Arecaceae.
CGAACGGUUCUCAUCGCUCCACGCCCCCUCUUGUCUUCAGCAAGAAACAAGGAAGGAAUAAUCAAAGGAGUGAAGGUGAGGAACCGAGGAGGUUCCCCGGCCAUGGCUUGCUUUCUACCCAUCCCACCAGCGGUUUCCCCGGAAACACCCCUAACCUUCUCUCUAAUACCGAGCAUGUCCGAGAUAAUGGAGUCGUCCAGAGCCCAGGGACUCCGCCUCCGGCUCCGUGCCCUGGGGCCCUUCUUCCGGGUCCGGGCGGAGGGCGAGGGUGGGGCGGAGCUCGGGAGGGCAGAGGGAGUUAUUAGGCCGUGGCUCAAGGGCAAAGUUCUGCACUUGGACUCCAUGAGGAUGGCAAGGGAGACGCUCGCCAUGGACCGCUCCAUCUUCGGCCUGGGCCUCUUCCUCGGGGCCGUCGCAGUCCGGCAUGGGUUCGACCGGGGUUGCACCCGGGCCGAGCUCCUCGCCAUCAACGACUCCCCUCUCUAUCACUCCAAGCUUGUUCGGUUCUACACAAGGAUGGGUUUCAAGGCAGUACACGAAGUGGAUGGCUCUUCAAUGGGAGACCUAGCUCACAUGUUGGUGUGGGGAGGUAGAGGGACUAGAAUGGAUGCUAACAUCGAGGAGCUUCUUAUGAAAUGGGGCAAAAGGUUUAAACCUCAAAGUCAAGAUGGUUGCUUGUAAUCACGUUUACACUGUACAUCCAAAUGCACGUUGGUGGUCUUGAGGUCAAUCCCUUAUCGGACAAACACAACCGGCUGGACAUGAAAUCCCUGCUGCUCAAAGUGAAGCCAUGCCAUUUCUGAAGUAUAGAAGCAUAUCAAACUUUAAGGCUAUGAUCCUGAGCCUGUGAAGAGACAAGGACUUGGACCUACAUUUCAGCCUACAAGAUGAGGAGCAAUAUGACAAAGAGGGAGCUAUUAUCGAUAAAAACAUAGUUGCAAACAGUUGCUCCGCUGCUGUUCUAUUUGAGUUACAUCAGCCCUUAGGUCAAAAACUUUGUUGUACUGUAGUCCCCAGCAUGUUUAUGACAUUAUAGCAGCUGUUCUAAUGAUUAGAGAAGCUCCCAACAAAGAGGCAUCUCUUUAACAGCUUUCUUUGGCCA